Messenger RNA from Oldenlandia corymbosa var. corymbosa, 1449 nucleotides. NCBI's taxonomy places the organism in Eukaryota, Viridiplantae, Streptophyta, Magnoliopsida, Gentianales, Rubiaceae. The record is from the annotation of a GenBank genome assembly.
CUAAAACUUAGCUUAUUAUAUAUGUUUGUUAAAUAAAUUAAUACUGCUAUAUGAUACUUUCAAUAACUAAUUUAGUUUAGAAGAUACCUAUUCACUUCCCUCUCUCACAUUGCGCCUAUAUAUACAAUGUAUGCUUGAGUUCUUUCAUCUUUGUGUUUCUUGGCGGUUAAACAAUAACUUGCUCCAUCCUUUAUCUUUAACCUUUGUCUAGAUUUUGCUCUUUAAGUAGAAAAUGGAGUCAAGUCCUUAUGUUGUGGAAGACCUGAAUGGGGUCGUAAAACUCUAUAGCGACGGUUCCGUUUACCGGGCUGAUUUUGUACCGAUGAAUAUCCCAUUCCACGAUGACCCAACUGUGGUUUGGAAACAGUGCCUAUUUGACCCGCAAAACAACCUCAUCCUCCGUUUAUACAAGCCCGUUUCCGGCCCGGCUCCGGGAGCUAAAUUCCCGAUCGUGUAUUUCUUUCACGGCGGUGGGUUUUGCGCGGGCUCAUGCACGUGGGCCAACAACCAUAACACGUGCCAACGCCUGGCUUCAGGGCUCCAAGCCUUAGUUGUUGCACCCGACUACCGGCUGGCGCCGGAGCACAGGCUCCCAGCAGCCGUGGAUGAUGCCUUGAAUUCCCUCAAAUGGUUAAAAUCUCAGGCUCUUUCCGACAAUCCUGAAGCUUGGUUGCGCGAUGAUGAGGUAGAUUGUGGACGGGUUUGGGUCAUCGGCGACUCCUCCGGCGGAAACAUGGCGCACCAUUUGGCCGUCCAGCUCGGGCCUGGUUCGCCGGAGCUCGCACCGGUUAAGGUUCGUGGCUAUGUUCUGAUGGCUCCAUUUUUCGGUGGGACCUUGAGAACCAAGUCCGAAGCAGAAGGCUUGCCCGAACCUCAAUUGAACCUAGACAUUCUUGACAGGUUAUGGAUGCUAUCAUUGCCGAUAGGGAAAAAUGCGGAUCACCCUCUGGCAAACCCGUUUGGACCUUACAGCAAGAAUCUGGAAACAGUGAAGAUGGAUCCGAUGUUGAUUAUUGCUGGAGAGAAGGAAUUGCUAAAAGAUAGGGUGGAGAACUAUGCCAUGAAGCUGAAGAGUUUUGGGAAAAAAGUUGAGUACGCAGAAUUUGAAGGACAGUAUCAUGGUUUCUUCAUCAACGACCCUUACUCCAAAUUAGGUGACAGAGUUCUUCAACACUUAGAAAGUUUCAUUUCAAAACUUUCUGGUUAGUCAAUGGUGAUAUGCAACAUGCAGACUAUGCAGUUAUGAAUAAUAGUUAACGGAGUGGUUAAUUUGGAAGAUGACACCCAAUACCCCAUAUAUACAACUCUUUUUAUACCUCACCUCUACCAUGCGAUGUGUCCUGGGAGAAUUACAUUCCAAUGAGUUCUUUACCUAUCAAAAUAAGGUUGUUAAAAAAAAUGUAAAGGAGCAAUAAUUGUGGCACGUAUUUUUUGUUUAAAAAAGAGAGC